This is a messenger RNA of Hirsutella rhossiliensis, 1944 nucleotides long. Its product is annotated as multicopper oxidase domain-containing protein. Gene Ontology annotation, molecular function: copper ion binding; oxidoreductase activity. The coding region runs from base 1 to 1944 and encodes 647 amino acids. The transcript is spliced from 9 exons. Lineage: Eukaryota; Fungi; Ascomycota; Sordariomycetes; Hypocreales; Ophiocordycipitaceae. The record is from RefSeq and is a predicted model, not a curated record.
AUGGAGAAGCACCAUCGAGCCCGCCCCGGACAUGGGCGAGCACAUCUUGAUGCAAGUCUGGAAGCGGCCACGGCCACGGCCGGGCCAUUGCGACGCCGGCGGCGGCCGUUGAUCGCCGUCUUGUCUGCUGCUCUGUUUUGCGCCACCGCCACGGUCCUCUACCUUGCCAGCUUCUAUGCCCUUCGCGCUCCGACGACGCCAAACGGCCAGUAUGACGCGAGUGACCGGGCGCAUGUCCCCUCAGGCGGCGCCGGGGCCGACGACGGCUUCAUUCUUCACCCCGAAAACCACAUCCGUCGCGAGGCCCGGGCCAUCCACCUGGCCUGGAACGUGACCAAAGCAACGCGCUCGCCCGAUGGAGUCUCCAAGUCUGUGUAUCUGAUCAACGGGCAGUUUCCGGGUCCCUUGGUCGAGGCUCGGUCGGGCGACGAGCUGGUCGUCAAUGUGCGCAACUCCAUCGACGGCGACCAUGGCGAGGGCAUCUCGGUGCACUGGCACGGCCUCCUCAUGAAAGGUGCCAACGAAAUGGACGGCGCCGUGGGACUGACCCAAUGCGCCAUCGGCCCGGCCGAGGACUUUACGUACCGGUUUCGCAUCCAUGAACAGCAGUCCGGCACUUUCUGGUAUCAUGCCCACGCAGGCGUGCAGCGCGCCGACGGCCUGUUUGGCGGCCUCGUCAUCCACAAGCCAGUCUCGGCGCACGAGAAGCACGGCUCGGACCUGUCGACGUAUCAGUACGAGGCCGAGCAGCUCCUCCUCGUCGGCGACUGGUACCAUCGGCCGGCCGGCGCCGUGCUCGACUGGUUCAUGGAUCCGAACCACUAUGCCUACGAGCCGGCCCCCGACUCGAUGCUCAUCAACGGCCAAGGCUUCUACGACUGCUCCAUGGCCGUCAAAGCCCGCCCGGUCAACUGCAGUGCCGUCGAGAAGCCGGCCGUGAGGUUGGCGGGCAGCGACCGGGUCCGGCUGCGAAUCGUCAACACCGGCAUCACGUCGGGUCUGACUCUCUCGCUCACGCACGGGACCAUGAGACUCAUUGCCGUCGACGGUGGCGGCCCUGUCUCAGCCAGCACGCCCGCCGCCGCCGCGAUUGGUGUGCUGUACCCGGGCGAGCGGAUGGAUCUCGUCGUGGACCGCAGAAUUCCGAUGGCGGCCAGCUCGGCUCACGUCGCCCAUCGGGUAGAUGGCGACCCGCCUAGGCUGAGGAUCGCGCUUGACAAGGAAAACAUGGGCUUGAAGAACUUUGCCCUCACGCGGAAGCAGUCGUUUCCCCUCGUGUGGAAGGCAGGCAAGGGCGGCGCCGCCUCGACGCACAGGCGGCACGGCCCAGAAGCCGGCGUGCCGCAUCUCGCCCUGGGAGACGCCUCGGGGCCGCCGCUCGACCCGGCCCUCGCCGGCCUCAUCGAGCACCCCCACGAGACUGCCGUGCUUUACACGACGAUGCUGGUGCGGGCUGCCAACCACAACCGGCCUGUCGGCACCGUCAAUCACACGUCCUGGGCCGUGUCGGAUCCCAAGAGCCAGCCGCUUCUCUCCUUGGACCGCGAGCAGUGGUCCUCGGCCAUCCCUCAGCCGACAUGGCUUGAGCUUGUGAUUAACAACUUUGACGACAAGGGACACCCGUUUCACAUGCACGGCUACAGCUUCUUUGUCGUCGCGAGUCGACAGGCCCAGAUGGGCCAGGCCAUUGGCUACAAUCCCCUCGACCCGGCCGCUGCUGCCCAGGCGCCGCCCGUCAACACGGCCAACCCGCUGCGCAAAGACACCGUCUACGUGCCGCCUCAGGGCCACGUCGUGCUCCGCUUGCCGCUGGACAACGACGGGCUGUGGCUCCUCCACUGCCAUGUCUUGUGGCACCAAGCGGCAGGCAUGGGCAUCGUGCUCCAGGUUGGCGAGAUCGCGGCGGGAGCAAGGCAGCGUGCCUCGGCGCUCUGUGCGAGUUGA